Molecule: messenger RNA, 6465 nt
Organism: Adelges cooleyi (spruce gall adelgid)
Lineage: Eukaryota; Metazoa; Arthropoda; Insecta; Hemiptera; Adelgidae
Gene: sick
Product: protein sickie
Exons: 36
Coding region: 389-5830 (1813 amino acids)
Biological process (GO): nervous system development; neurogenesis
Molecular function (GO): ATP hydrolysis activity; protein binding
Source: RefSeq, a predicted model, not a curated record
CGGCGCGUACCGGCUUCUUCGCCGUGCCAUCACCGCGGUGCCAUAACUGUCGGUCCGUCGUUACCGUCGGCACGCUGCCGGAUCGCGACGUCUGUGUUUCGUUUGAAUAAUACAACUUUUUUUUAAUUUUUUAUUUAUUAAUAUUUUUUUGUUUUUUUUGGUGAUUUAUACUUAAAUUAAAAAAUUAUUUUUGAAAAAAAUAACGUGUGAAGGUGGUCGUUUUUGGACUAGUCCGACAGGUGUAUUAUAAAGGAACACGUGCCGAUCGCCCAAUGGCCAACGUAUUAAAGGAGAUUACUUGGACACGGUCCAUAGAAAACCAACCGAUAUAAUAACAUAUUUUCUUUUCGUUGAAUGAGCUCGACAAAAGAAAUAUUUUGCCGAGUCAAUGUCGGGAUGUAUCAGAGUGUCCCGGACGGGAGUCCGAAAUGACGGUACAGUACAAAAUCCUCACCAACAGUACGCCCAAAUAAUUAAGGUAUAUACCGAUUGGGCGAACCAUUAUUUGGACAAAGCAAAGUCGAAAAGAAACAUCAAAGAUUUGCAACAAGACUUAGCUGAUGGUGUGCUACUAUCUGACCUUGUAGAAACUAUAUGCAAUCACCGGUUGCCCGACGUCAACAGAAAACCCAGGACUCAUUUACAAAUGUUGAGUAACAUCAAAAGCUGCUUGGACCUUCUGGAGACGCUCGGCGUGACGUUGGACGGCAUCACCGCGCACGACGUCAAAGAGGGCAACCUCAAGGCUAUUUUGGGUCUGUUCUUCGCAUUGUCCAAGUACAAGCAGAAACAGAAACAACAACAGAAAGCCGACCAGAGUACCGGCAAAUCCAGGAUACCCACAGACAUGAAGCAGCAGCAGCAGCAGCAUCAGCACCAGCACCAGCAGCAAUCAAGACUUCCUGGACCUACCCUUCACUCUGGCAACAUAACAAGUAUACCCACCCCGUUCGCACAGAGGUUCCAUCACUUGCAAAAUACACCUGCAGCAGUUAACAGUCCGUACACUGGCGUCAAGUGUGCGUCCAACAGUAGUUCUCGUUCGACCAGUCCUCAUACGUUCAUACCGUCGCCAAAAACAGUGAUCAAGACACCUGUGGCUUACCCCAAGAACAUCAACCAAAAAAAUGGAAUUUCGAUUAAAACCAACAUUGCCAGCCCGUAUAGUUCGGCCCAAAAGAACAGCAUUUUAUUGGAAAAACUGAAAGCGUCGUCCAACCAAAAAGAAAAAUCCAAUAAACAAGUUCUCGCCAAUACAAAAAGAACUUCGAGCUCUAGUGGAUUUAGUUCGGCUCGAUCUGAACGCAGUGAUUCGUCAAACAGUCUCUCUAAUGAACCCAAAACAUUACCCAAUGUUGAAAAAGUAGAAAACUCAACAGAUAUUUCAAAACCAGUUCUUAGGAAAAAAAUUGCUCGUCCACCAGUUUCGGCAGAGAGUCGUCUUUCAAAAAUUAGCACAAAAUCUACAAGUCCACCAAAGUCGGAAAACGCACAACGGAAAAGUGGAGAGAUAUUAAACCCGAAUAAAGAAGAAAUAAAUUGCUCGUCCACAAUGGAAACGUCGCAGACUCAGUCGGUGAGACUUAGCGGAACUGGCAUUCCUAAACCUGUAGCCACAGUGAAAGCAAUGGCCAAACCGACACAUACAGUAGCGCCGAUGCAGCAAAUUAACCCCGAGCUUAAAAAAGUGGACGACCUCGAAGAGAAAAAUAGCGAAAAAUUGCCCGAAAUACACAUCGACCACAAGAAGUCCGAAAAUAUUUCUCAUUUGGCGCCUAACGAAAUUAAACACGAUAAACAGAAUUCGUUUACCGAGGAAGACGAUCCGGCGUUAAAUGUAAAGCCAAUGGAACCAUUGUUGAGAGGUUAUAAAAGAUCAAUUAUUGUUCCUCAACAUCGUACUAUACCUUCGGACUUGGGAUUAGCGCAAAAUAGUUCUGUGAAUAAUAAUUUUCAAGAGAAACGUAUAUCUGCAGACUCGGACUACGGUCAUCAGUCGUCAGGUUAUGUUUCUGAUGGAGAUGUUCUUCAGUACGACAUUCAGUCGAGGCAAACUCUGGCAACUGAUCCGGGUUAUAUGUCCGAAGGGCCGACCUAUAAUGACUCCAAGUCCAAUAGAUUCCAGAGUUCAGCACUUAACUGCAAACUGAACAACAUCCUACAGAAUACCACUACUAAUCAUGUGAAUUUGAAACAACGAAUCGGUUCCGUUGACACGCUCGAUACGAAAACAAAAGAUCCAAUCGUUACAUUGGGAAAUCAACAAAAAAUCAAACUGAAUCGGUUCAAUGUUGGGCCUGACGGGGGCUCUUCGAGUCUGGGCCCCGAUGUCAGUCCACCGACAAGUCCGCCAGAACCUACACCCGUGGCGCCUGUAUAUAAAGUCAUUGCGCGCAAUCAUGUCAAAAAGGCGGAUAGUGGACAACAAACGGAGUUGAACAGUUCCAGCUCUAGACAAUCUUCUCAAUGGAAGAAAUAUAUAGAAGCCGGUAAAACCGCUGAACAGAUGAGAUCGAGCGAAUUGGAAAGAGUACGAGACAAACAGAGUCCGAGGAGAACGGAAAAAAAGCGAUCGAUCGAUGGAUCACGCGAAGAUUUACACAACGUGGAUUAUAUGGAGAGAAAAUCACGUAGCGACAGAGCCAAAGGCGGUCGUAACGUCCCUCAGAGUUUUGGAUACGUCAAACGUUCUACGUCGAGUUCAAACGGUGGCAAAGGCGAUUCGAGGACCGCUCAAGUUUCGGCCGUUCCCAGAACUAAAGUAAAAGUCUCCGGCGGCACUCAGACCGAUAUGAAAUCCUAUUCGGUGAGCGGUCCAAGCGCUACACAGUUGUCGCAGAGUGUCAGGGAACGACUCAUGGCGAAUCAGUCGGAUCAAGAACCCAAAAUGAGCAGUCCUUAUGGUACAUGGGUGAGACGCAGUCCCGUUCCACCACACUAUACAGCUUCUCUACCUUCUAGGACUGGAGCUAUAGGAGGCAUGAUUGAAGCGGAAAGUAUAGAAUCACUUCCGGCACAGCUGCAUCAUCGAGCGAGCUUAACUCAUUCAAGACUAAUGACGUCCGCAUCGCCAAACACGAGUCCAUCGCCGAGCCAAGCCAACAGGAUUUCAAGGAGUAAUAGCAUAAGUUACCUAAGAGAUCGGACAUUUCCAAGAUCGACCAAAUCGGAAAAAAUGUAUCCGUCGAUGUUACAGCGUACAGACGAGCCGGAUUCAUACUACAGUAUUCCUUAUACGUCGUCUAACCGAUCGGAGCACCGCACUUUUCCUCACGCUUCACAGCCCACAAGUCCGACGCCCACUGGCCGCUAUAAUUAUCAAUCGCCUCAACCGAACCAUCGUUCGAUAUUGUCGUCUCCCUACGCUGCAUCUAUAAUGAGCAAAAUUAACGGCAAAGACGACGAUGCCCACGGAUCGGCUUUGAGUCUGAUAUCGACUGGAUCGUCAUCGUUGUACAGUGGAAUCGGUGCGGACGAGAAACAGGCGCACGAAGUGAGACGUCUAAGGAGAGAUUUGAGCGAUGCUCAAGAUAAGGUUCAUACGUUGACCAGUCAAUUGUCGACAAACGCGCACGUCGUGUCGGCGUUCGAACAGUCUUUGUCCAACAUGACUCAGAGACUUCAACAACUGACCGCGACCGCCGAAAAGAAGGACCACGAGCUUCGCGAAUUGCGCCAGACCAUUGAAGUGCUGAGAAAACAAAACGCAGAGUCCGGGAACUUUACGGGAAACCAAACCAACGUCAACGGUCAUCAAAGGCGGCACACCAUCAACUCGGCCGCGGCCGACUCGAGCACCGGCAAUAACAUCAUUUCACGUCAACUGUCGACAGAUUCGGUGUCCAGUUUGAACUCUCUGUCGUCGGCUUGCAGUGCAUCGAGUUCGGCUCAACAGUCCGAAGCCGACAAGAAAAAGAAAAGAGGAUGGUUACGCAGCUCGUUCAACAAAGCUUUUUCGCGUUCAAAGAAAAACCGCAGUAAUUCUUUGUCAGACGCGGAAGAAGCGCAAAUCGCUCGAGCCCAUCAAAACGCAUUCCUCUCGGACCUGUCGGCACCGUCUUCGCCUUUAUUGAACGCCGGCCACAUGAACGGUUUGAGUCUGAAGAACGGCCAUUCGUCCACCACGAGUCUGUACGACUGUGAUCGCAACGAGCACGACUCGAGUCCCGAAAUGGUGGAUCAGUUGAAGAAACAACUGCGAGAAAAAGACCUCGUUCUCACCGACAUAAGAUUGGAAGCUCUCAGUUCGGCUCAUCAACUCGAAUCGUUGAAAGACACCGUUAUAAAGAUGAGAGACGAGAUGUUAAACUUGAAGCAGGACAACGAAAGAUUGCAAAAAAUCGUGACGGAUCAGUCUCUCCAGUCAAGUUGUAGUUCCUUAUUGUCUCCUCCUAUGUCGUCGAGUCAUACUCCGGGCGACGAAUCGACCGAGGCGUUAUUGAAAUCGUUGGACUCGGACGCCGCUCUAGUCCAAGUCAAAGUGUUCCUCGGCAGUCACGGCAGCUUCAACAAGUACAAUGAAAACAAAGAGAAGACGUGCACGAUAUCUGCGUUGCCGGUUUCUCCAAAAACAAAAUGGGAUAUGGUCGACCAUCUCGUUGUCAAAGGGUUCAAAGAUUAUGUAGAACGUAUCGAUCCGUUAACAAAACUCGGACUCUGUGGCGAUUCCAUAUGGAGCUAUCACGUCGACGAUUUAGUGCGUUACGUUUCAAACGGCACGGACAACAAAGCGGUGUCGUCCAACAAGUCUCCCUACGAGUGCUUAACCAACGGCUCGCACAUAUCCAUUUGCCUUAAAGGGGCCAUGCACUCGGGCAGCUUGGACGCCCUGGCGUUUAGUACGCUCAUACCGAAAACUAUUCUCCAGAGGUAUGUGUCCUUGUUGAGCGAACAUCAUAGAAUAAUCCUUUGCGGGCCCAGCGGCACGGGCAAGUCUUAUUUGUCGUCAAAGCUCGGCGAAUUCCUGGCAAUGAAAACGGGAAAAGAAUGUAAUUCUUCGAGCGUCGUUACUUUCAGUGUCGACGACAACACCAACAAAGAUUUGCAACGUUACUUGUCCGGAAUAUCGGACCAAGCCGAUUGCGACGCGUCCCAAGUUCCGAGCGUUGUAAUAUUGGACAACUUACACAAGGCGCUUUCUUUGCCGGACGUGUUCAACGGGUUUCACAGUCCGAAAUGUCCGUACAUAAUCGGCACUAUUAACCAAUCGACGUGUUCCACUACGAGUCUGCAGCUACACCACAACUUCCGAUGGGUGCUGUGCGCCAAUCACAUGGAGCCGAUGAAAGGUUUUCUCGGUCGUUGCUUGAGACGUAAACUCGUAGAACACGAAUGUCAGCUGGGCCAGAGGAACGCACAACUCAAACGGGUCGUCGAUUGGAUUCCCGAAGUGAGAAAUCACUUGAAUCAGCUGAUCGAAACGCACAAUUCGUCCGAAGUGACUCUAGGUCCUGGCUUGUUUAUUUCUUGUCCAAUGGAUCCGGAGUCGUCGCAGACGUGGUUCACGGAUUUGUGGAACUACUCGCUAGUCCCGUACGUGAUGGACGUGGUUCGCGAAGGAAUCAAGUUGUACGGCAAAAGAUCCGCCUGGAAAGACCCGACUUCGUUCGUGGUCCAAUCGUAUCCUUGGUCGAACGUCGUGCGUAAAACGUUGGAAUCGUUUAUCAGAAUAAGACCGGAAGACGUUGGCUACGAUAUGGAACAAGAUCACGAUCCUUUGUUGAACAUGUUGAUGACGCUUCAAGAAGCCGCAAAUUACUCUAGUCCUCAGAACGAUAAGGAAAUGAGUUUGCCCAUUGGCGGCGGCAAUGGAACCUUGGCGACGUUGUAGGCAGACUCGAGAGAUAUUUUAUUAUUAUUUGUUUGUGAUUUUUAUUUUAUUUUUAAGUUAAAUGUGUAAACCAAAAAGAGUUUUUGGUCACGAUAUAUCCCAAAGACGUUGUUUUUACCAAAUAGUCUAAUGUUACGUAAAGUCCGGCGAGCAGAGUGCCGCCGUAAACUGUUUUAUUUUAUUUUAUAUAAAACACAAGCGCAAGCUCGACAUUUUUUAAAAAGAAUUAUUUUUUUGAAAUUUUUACCACUGACAAUAAAAUCGGAUGUUUUUUUAUUUCACGAAAAUAAAAAUGAAGGCUGCUUUUUCUAAUUUUGUAUUCGUCGUAAAUAUUAAUUAUUUAUGCUCAAACUGUUAACAAUUUUUAUAAGAUGUCAAGUGAAAAUCAACAGAUUCUGUUUUCUUAGCAAAAAUUUUACAACGUAUUUAAAAAAAAAAGAAAAAUUGUAAUUAAAAAAUAUUUUUUACGCUUUUAUAUAUUGUGAGCUACGUGGACUUCCAAAAGGAUUUAUAACUUAUACAAUUAUUAUAUAUUAUUUUACAUUCGACUAUAUUUGUACCGUAUUAUAACUGACGAGAGAAAAAUGUAUUGUAAUAUUCUUUAUUACUCGUAAAAAUUUAUGUCACUCCAAAAC